AUGGCGACCACCACCGUUACUGCAACCACGUCCAAGAAGAAGGCGGCCGACCUGGUGCCUGAGACCGAGCGGUACCUGCGCUGCUGUGCUGAUAUCGCAAACGCCCUGAUCGAGGACCAUGAGGCGACCAAAGAUGGCCGUGCCGGGCGCGACAUCAACUUGAACUCUCUCAGGGCCAAGCUCUCCAAGAAGCACAAAUUGAAGAACAUCCCUCCUCUCACGGCCAUCAUUGCGGCGAUUCCCGAGCACUACAAGAAAUACAUUAUGCCAAAGUUGAUCGCAAAGCCAAUUCGAACGUCAUCUGGAAUUGCGGUCGUGGCAGUCAUGUGCAAGCCUCAUAGAUGUCCUCACAUUGCUUACACGGGCAAUAUCUGUGUCUAUUGCCCUGGUGGUCCAGACUCCGAUUUCGAGUACAGCACCCAGUCCUAUACCGGAUACGAACCAACGUCAAUGCGAGCGAUCCGAGCACGAUAUGAUCCUUUCGAGCAGGCAAGAGGCCGAGUGGACCAACUCAAGUCGCUGGGCCAUUCAGUAGACAAGGUCGAAUACAUUAUCAUGGGAGGCACAUUCAUGUCCCUACCCACAUCAUACCGCGAAGAUUUCAUCUCACAACUGCAUAAUGCUCUCAGUGGCUACCAGACAUCGAAUGUCGAUGAAGCAGUGGAGGCUGGAGAAAUGAGCAAUAUGAAGUGCGUGGGAAUUACGAUCGAGACUCGCCCCGACUACUGUCUGCAGCCCCACCUCACUGAUAUGCUGCGAUAUGGAUGCACCCGUUUGGAAGUCGGUGUGCAGUCUCUCUACGAAGAUGUGGCAAGAGACACGAAUCGAGGCCAUACAGUAGCAGCUGUGGCAGAGACUUUCUGCCUGGCCAAGGAUGCUGGCUUCAAGGUAGUGAGCCACAUGAUGCCGGAUCUCCCCAAUGUGGGAAUGGAGCGCGAUUUGGACCAGUUCAGAGAAUACUUUGAAAGCCCUGCCUUCAGAACCGAUGGUCUGAAGAUCUACCCUACUCUUGUCAUUCGCGGCACUGGUCUGUACGAGUUGUGGCGAACUGGACGCUACCAGAACUACACGCCUAAUGGUCUCAUUGAUCUCGUCGCCAGAAUCAUGGCUCUCAUCCCCCCCUGGACUCGUAUCUACCGUGUUCAACGGGAUAUUCCUAUGCCUCUAGUUUCAUCUGGUGUCGAGAAUGGCAAUCUCAGAGAGCUAGCUCUGGCCAGAAUGAAGGACUUUGGAACCACUUGCCGAGACGUACGCACUCGAGAAGUCGGCGUGAACGAGGUGAAGAAUAAGAUUCGUCCCAACCAAAUUGAGUUGGUCCGAAGAGACUACACUGCCAACGGCGGGUGGGAGACCUUCCUCGCAUACGAAGAUCCCAAGCAGGACAUCUUGGUCGCGCUCCUGCGACUGCGCAAGUGCACAGAGAAAUACACAUACCGAGAGGAACUCACGGGUCAGCCAACUAGUAUGGUGCGUGAGCUCCACGUCUACGGUACAGCUGUUCCGGUGCAUGCCAGAGACCCUCGAAAGUUCCAGCACCAAGGUUUCGGUACGCUGCUUAUGGAAGAGGCAGAGAGAAUCGCCAGAGAGGAGCAUGGCAGCGAGAAGCUCAGCGUUAUCUCUGGCGUUGGCGUUCGAAGCUAUUACAAGAAGCUUGGGUUCUGGCUGGACGGACCGUACAUGAGCAAGUGGGUUGAUGGCAGGGAGCAGCCCAAGGAGUAA
Messenger RNA from Clonostachys rhizophaga, 1719 nucleotides. NCBI's taxonomy places the organism in Eukaryota, Fungi, Ascomycota, Sordariomycetes, Hypocreales, Bionectriaceae. The record is from the annotation of a GenBank genome assembly.